UGCGUGCUGCUCCGCUCCCGGGGCGUUUGGUGUACUUUCUGAGAGCGGGGGCGAGUUUACCUGGUUCAGUCAUUGCCGGAGCUUGUUGCCUGGGUAACGAAGAGCUGUCGUUAGGCAGCCUUGGUGAUUUCAACUCUUUUGGCCUUGAUUUGGGAGCUGGAUGCUCCCCCAUUCCACAAAUGGUCCGAAACUGGGGGUUUGAGAAAGCGAUUGGGGUCACCAGAGCUGACUUCUGGUAGCACGUUGAGGGCUGAGUGCCUUGCGACGUGGGCGAGACCAAUCGGGAAGGCAGUAGACACAGCAGUAGAUCUCGUCCUGAAGAGCUGUUUCGUCCUUCCUUUCUACUCCAGGAGCUGCUUCUGAGUAAUUUCUGCUCAAUAUGUCGCCGGCUCCAGCUUCACCUCCGGUUCCUGCGUCCGUCUCUCUGUUUGACCUCAGUGCAGAUGCCCCGGUUCUUCAGGGCCUGAGCCUGGUGAGCCAUGCUCCCAGGGAACUUCUGGCCCGGGCUCUGCGUACUUCCUGUCCAGGGGAGAGAGCAAGUCCAGAAAAAAAACUACUCCAGGGUCCUCUGGAUAUUUCAGAGAAGUUGUUUUGUUCAACCUGUGACCAGACCUUCCAGAACCACCAGGAACAGAGGGAACAUUAUAAGCUUGACUGGCAUCGGUUUAACCUAAAGCAACGUCUCAAGGACAAGCCUCUUCUGUCUGCCAUGGACUUUGAAAAGCAGAGCUCCACAGGAGAUCUUUCCAGCAUCUCAGGAUCAGAAGACUCAGACUCAGCUAGUGAGGAGGAUUUGCAGACACUGGAUAAGGAGAAAGCUGAAUUUGAGAAGCCUAACCGACUCUGUGGCUUCUACCCCCAUCGGGUUCUCUUCCAAAAUGCCCAGGGCCAGUUUCUUUAUGCCUACCGCUGUGUCCUAGGCCCUCACCAGGUUUCCUCAGAAGAGGCAGAACUACUGGUGCAGAACCUGCAAAGUGGAGGUCCCAGAUUCUGCGUGGUGCUCAUGGCUGCAGCUGGGCACUUUGCUGGUGCCAUUUUCCAAGGAAGAGAAGUGGUGACACACAAAACCUUUCACCGCUACACAGUACGGGCCAAGCGGGGCACAGCCCAGGGGCUUCAGGAUGCCCGAGGUGGGGCAUCACACUCUGCUGGAGCCAGCUUGAGGCGCUACAAUGAAGUCACACUAUAUAAGGAUGUUCGUGACCUGCUGGCAGGGCCAGUCUGGGCUAAGGCAUUGGGGGAGGCUGAGACAGUACUGCUGCAUGCUCCCCGCUCUGGCCAGUCCUUGUUCUUUGGAGGCCAUGGAGCACCCCUGCAAAGGAAGGAUCCCCGACUUUGGGAUAUCCCCCUCACCACCCGCAGACCCACCUUCCAAGAGCUACAGCGUGUGCUCCACAAGCUGACCACCAUGCAUGUCUACGGAGAAGACCCUCGGGAGACAGUCAGAUUGCACUUACCUCAGACACACUGGAAGACAGCGAGAGAAGAGAGGAAGAAGGCUACUGAGGAAGAAAAAAGAAAAGUCUCCAGUGAUGAAAAUGAGGCACUAGGGCAGAAUGAGGAAUCUUCCAAACAGGGGUCAGAGAGAGAGGAUGGCUUCCAGGUAGAGCUGGAGCUAAUGGAGUUGACACUGGGGAUCACGGAUCUUUGUGAGUCUGAAGUAUUGCCCAAGCGGAGGAGGAGGAAAAGGAAUAAGGAGACAAGGCGAGGCAAGGAGGCUGGGGCACAUAUGACUCUCUUCCACCAACCUUCAGAAGAUGAACCCUGCUCACAGUCACUCCAGGCAGCUGCAGCCUCCUCGGGCCCAUCACUGGAUGAGGCCAAAGCCCCUGAUCAGCCAGAGCUCUGGGAUGUGCUUCUAGCUGCUUGCCGAGCUGGAGAUGUUGGAAUGCUGAAGCACCAGCUAGCUGCCAGCCCUGUAGACCCUGGAGUUUUGUCUCUGCUCAGUGCCCCCUUGGGCUUCAGUGGCUUUACUCUCCUGCAUGCAGCAGCUGCAGCUGGAAGAGGCUCAGUGGUUCGUCUGCUGCUGGAGGCAGGUGCUGACCCCACUGUGCAGGACUUCCGGGCCCAGCCACCUUACACUGUUGCAGUUGACAAAUCAACGCGCAAUGAGUUCCGAAGGUUCAUGGAGAAGAAUCCAGAUGCCUAUGAUUACAACAAGGCUCAGGUGCCAGGGCCACUAACACCAGAAAUGGAGGCAUGGCAAACUGCACAGAAAAGGGAGAAGAAGGCAGCCCGGCGGCAACGGGAGGCACAGCAGCGGAAGCAGCGGGAGCAGGAGGAGCAGGAGCAAGAUGAACAGCGGCGAUUUGCUGCCCUCAGUGACGGAGAGAAGAGAGCUCUGGCUGCAGAGCACCGAGUCAUUGCCCAGUUGGGAGCCCCUAUGCCUCCGACCCCUGACUCAGCAAUCAUCAAUGCUCGACGCUGCUGGAGUUGUGGGGCAUCCCUCCAAGGCCUCAUUCCCUUUCACUACCUUGACUUCUCUUUCUGCUCCACAUGCUGCCUCCAAGAUCAUCGCUGUCGGGCAGGGAGGUCCUCUUCCUGAUCUCUUACAGCUCCACCUGGGGCCAACUCUAGGCCCUCAGAGGGCAUAUUCAGACCAGUCCUAGGUUUCUUCUUCCCCAUGAAACCAGAGAAUAUUUGGAAGAUUAUGGUGAGGGCCACUCAGGAACCAGGACAAAAACAGGGCCACAGAGGUGUGGGGAACUGGUUCUGUCUUUGGAACUUUAAUCGCAAUAAAGUUUGGCAAGGGAA
Galeopterus variegatus (Sunda flying lemur) is the source of this 2754-nucleotide messenger RNA. It is a transcript of the gene ANKZF1, whose product is annotated as ankyrin repeat and zinc finger domain containing 1. The transcript is spliced from 13 exons. Gene Ontology annotation, molecular function: protein binding. The record is from RefSeq and is a predicted model, not a curated record. NCBI's taxonomy places the organism in Eukaryota, Metazoa, Chordata, Mammalia, Dermoptera, Cynocephalidae. The coding region runs from base 380 to 2545 and encodes 721 amino acids.